AUGGCCUUUGAAGUUGAGCCAGCGCAUACAUCUGAUGCACCACAAAUAGCACGCGUCUUCCAUGCCGCCUUCUCGGACGCCUUCAGCAGACAAAUGUUGCCACCGACGGAGGAUGUGAAGGCAUGGGUCAUUGAGAACGUGGCCGGCGGCGCUGGCGCGCAGCCGCACGAGGCAUUUUUGAAAAUCCGUGAUGAUGAGGGUAAAGUUGCGGCAUUUGCAAAAUGGGUCCUGCCGCGGGAUGCAGAGGAAGAUCAACACAAACCCGAUGCUGAGGGUUCAUGGCCUGUCGGUGCCGAUCAGGAGCUUUGUGCGAUGUUUUUCGGAACAAUGAGUGAGCAUCAUCGAGAGCUGAUGGGAACCAGGCGGCAUUAUUAUCUCGAGAUGCUUGGAGUUGAUCCUGCGUAUCAAGGACGCGGGCUGGCGUCUAAGCUUUUGAAAUGGGGCCUUGCAAGGGCGGACGAGGAAGGCGUUGAGUUCGCCACAGGGACGGAAGGUGUAUGA
Molecule: messenger RNA, 501 nt
Organism: Penicillium maclennaniae
Lineage: Eukaryota; Fungi; Ascomycota; Eurotiomycetes; Eurotiales; Aspergillaceae
Product: GNAT family N-acetyltransferase
Exons: 3
Coding region: 1-501 (166 amino acids)
Molecular function (GO): acyltransferase activity, transferring groups other than amino-acyl groups
Source: RefSeq, a predicted model, not a curated record